Nematocida major is the source of this 168-nucleotide messenger RNA. RefSeq lists its product as uncharacterized. The coding region runs from base 1 to 168 and encodes 55 amino acids. The transcript has a single exon. The record is from RefSeq and is a predicted model, not a curated record. NCBI's taxonomy places the organism in Eukaryota, Fungi, Microsporidia.
AUGGGAAGAACGCAGCAGGAGAGGCUCUCGCAGGCAAAAAGGUCUGGAGGGCACUUGAAGGUGCACAAAGGGAAAAAUUUCAACCGGGAAAAGAAGAAGCUAAAGAGAGGGAAAGUUCGCCUGGGGAAAAUAGACACAUCUGUGCAAUCGUUUAAAUUUGAUGAUUAA